AUGUUAACUACCAAUUUUUAAUCAAAAAACUAAAAUUCAUUGAAGUAUGAAUUAAAUAUAGCAAAUGUUUCUAAACAUAUAAAUAUGUGGAAUUAUGAUUUUUCUUGGAGUGAAAAUUGUUUGGUAAUAUUAGAGAUUAUCAUCUUAAGUUAGCAAAAAAAAUUAAUAAACAUUAUUAAACUGUUAGAAAUCUAGAAGAAGCUGCUUAUGAUAAAGAAACAAGUCCAACCAUAUUCAAUUAUACCUAAUCUUUAUUAGGUUAUUUUCAUCAUCAUUAUUCAUAUUCUUAAAUGCAAUUAAAUUAAGAUGUUAAAAAAAAAAUCAAAUCUAUACUAAACGGAAAGAUUACACAUUGUGAUUUAUGUUUAGUGAUAAUUGUAGCAAACGCUAUCAUGUUUGUUCAGAUUUUGUAUGCUUUGAAAUGA
Paramecium primaurelia is the source of this 425-nucleotide messenger RNA. Lineage: Eukaryota; Ciliophora; Oligohymenophorea; Peniculida; Parameciidae. The record is from the annotation of a GenBank genome assembly.